This is a messenger RNA of Lentinula edodes (shiitake mushroom), 1314 nucleotides long. RefSeq lists its product as uncharacterized. The record is from RefSeq and is a predicted model, not a curated record. Bases 1 to 1314 code for a protein of 437 amino acids. NCBI's taxonomy places the organism in Eukaryota, Fungi, Basidiomycota, Agaricomycetes, Agaricales, Omphalotaceae. The transcript has 5 exons.
AUGUCCUUGAACAAAACUCCUAAAAGAAGUAGAGUAAAGGAGACGAUAGAGGGGAGCGAAUCCCCGAAAGGAGAUACGUCAAUGGAUGUUGACUCGACCCCUGGUGCUGGGAAGGAAGAAGAACGUAUUGAGCAAAAGAGGAAAACCUCGGUAUCCUCAGGAAGGAAGAAGAGGAAAAGACACACUGAGGAAGUGGAUAAGGUGGUUCUCGAUACCGAGUCAUCGGACGUUGAGGAUACCGAACACCAUCGAGCUAUCAAUAAGCAACCCUUCGAACACGGCGAAGCGGACUUCUUCAUCCCUCGUCUCAGUUCCGAACCCGUGAUAGACGCUGAGGAGGAACCUAUGGCCACUCCGAAGAAUCUUAAGCCUGUUUGGAAAAGGGACCCGGAUUUCAAUCCGGUGUGGGCAUCGAUAACGACUACUCUGAAUCGAGCCCCAAAGGAUGCGGAGGAUUUUGUCCGAAACCUGAGAGGGUUUCCGAUCCUUGUCACUGGAAUCAACUAUGCUGCGAUGGUCAAUACGAUGGCCGCCCACGAUGCUGCGAUACGCGAGAUAUUGCAAAUGAAGGAAGGACAGAAGCUCUUCAUGAUCCCGGCUACAGCUGGAAUGAGGAAUGCCUGGUUUGUAGUCGAACUCCCGAGUAUUGAGAUGAGGGAGAAGGUGUUGGAGGUAGGCGCAAUCUUCUUCCAGAAGAAAGGCCUCCCGAGGAGAGCAUCCUUCUUCCGUCGGAUCACUGGGGUAGAACUAACCCAAGUCAAGAUGGUUAAAGGAGUCCAUCCUGACGACGAAGCAACAGUACGAACGGAACUGACGGAAAGAUGGCAGAAGGCCAAAGUAUCCACCCAUAGUAUGAUAGGUGGAAAAGAGAGGGCGUACAUCACCUCGGACAUUUUGGUAAAGGCCGUCUUCACUGACAAUGUUGAGGCUGCAACAUUCCAAGCCGACCGAUCGCAAUUGGUUGCGAAGGUCACGACAGAGUUCGGUACAGUGAACAAGACGUGGCAGUUGUCUUUGGAAUGGGGCACAAGGAAGAAGACUGUCUGUUCAGAGAUUGGAGGUGGCCGAUCAGUAGACAGUUCGCGGGCCCAGACUUCCCUCAACGAAGAGGAGGUGGUCCGAGCAGAGGAGGGGAGACCAGCCGAGGACAUAAACGAAGUUCCCGGGGUGGAUCCUACUUCAAUUACAGGACGUAACACUGUAAAGGGUAACAAGUAUCUCCAAAGAAGAAAGGACUUUUUACAUGUAGAAGAUAGAGAAUGUCGAGACCACUCCCAACAACAGGAGAGAUGGCGGAGUAUUGACGAGGGUUGA